AUGGAUGGUCGGUAUUUUCAAGGCGAAGAAAUGAAUUUCUCCAGAGCGGACAUCGACGUUAUGUUGCCCGCUCUCGAGAACUCAACCAAGAAAAAAUUCAACAAUUCUUUUUCCGCGGAACAGAGAAAGUAUGAGAAUUUGGAAAGGCAAAUUCAACGCGAACGUAAGGAUGUAAGCCAGCGAUUAAUGUUGGAGAGAAAGGAUUUCAUGCGUAGCAAUCUAAUUUUAAAGGAACGAAUGAAACUCUCUUCGAGAAGAACUUCUACAAAAACAGAAACACACGUUGAAAAACCUGUCGUGGACGAAAAAGGGCACCCUGCUGAAAAGCGGCAAAAACAGUCGACCGUUUAUACGGAGGAGAAAACUGAGUUACCUCGUUCGCCAUAUUAUUUUCCUCCUCUAUACAAAAACGUCGAGAAGGGCUUGAGAGAAAUACACACAAGUCAAGCACAGAUGGACUUAGCAAAAAAAGAACCUGUAAACACUGAGACUAUUAAAAACUGCAGAUAUUUGAGGUUAAGCUCGGCGCAGGAGCGGCAAUUACAAAGCAACAAUUCUGUCCUCGAAUCUGAU
This is a messenger RNA of Porites lobata, 573 nucleotides long. The record is from the annotation of a GenBank genome assembly. Lineage: Eukaryota; Metazoa; Cnidaria; Anthozoa; Scleractinia; Poritidae.